AUGGUUGUUCUCCGGAAAGACUCGGACGUACUCAAGCGCAUAUUAAACAAGCCAGGAGUACAAAAAGCCGAAAGCCACGACGCCGAGUCGCCACAAACCGAGGGCACCGAAGACAUACUUUUUGCGCCAUUGGAACCCUUAGCUUCGAAAAACCAGAUUCCCGCCAACGUCUUUCCAGAUGCGCCACCCCCAGGAAGCUUUGAAAUAACAGGAGAUACUGCACAAGCGUUCGAUGCUUUCCUCAACAACGACAGGUUCUUCGAAGAGAUGAAUCUAGUCGCAUCGAACAAGCUCAUGGGAAAUGUCGGCGCAUAUAAGCAAAAUGAUCCACCCAACGUGAGCAAUCUGUCUUCUGGGUUCUCAGCAAACAGCCUCUACAACCUCAUAUCCAACCAUCCAGGCCCCAUCAUUGAAUCUGGCUACCUCCACAACGUGCCAACACAACCGGGAAUGGCAAAUUCCGGAACACAAACCAAGGGACGCACAUCUGGAGGCUCACUUACUACCCUUGAGUCGGUCAUAGAGGAGGUUCUCUCUACGAUGAAGUUUCAUGCGAUAAGAGACCGACUUGAGAUUCCACGGUCAACGCUAUCUCUUUCCCCAGAGGAGAUUGAGAUCUUUGAUAGCUACACGCGCACUGGCGUUACUUCUCUUGCAGUACGGGCUUUCUUGAAAAGCACUCAUCUUGGCGGAUAUACUCGUGUGAUGGGUUUCGCGGGGCUUGUAGAAAGCAUCAUGCAAUGGCGAAUGGCACCAACUAGCGAGAACCGGGCCAAAAUACCUCAUCCAUUCACGCCUACCGUCCUUCAGCAACGAUUCACCGAUCACCAUCCGGCCAUCGAUUUCAUGACAUGGGGAGACCUUCGAGAUCAGCUACUCCUUUACGUCAACCUGGAUAGCGUCGACCUCAACAAACUCCUUUACGACUCUGUCCGAUGUGUCGUUCGGGAGUUUCAGCAGCUUCAACUUGCAGUUCCGGUGUUAGAUACAGUUGCCUACAUAGCGAUUACACAUGGUGCUGUGUCAACUAAGGCGACGACAGCGACGAAUGAAACCUAUGGCCCCAACUAUGAACUCAAGGAUGAAAGUCAUAUGCAGGCGGUGGUCGACCGAAUUCAUAAGUAUGGAUUUGACAAGCUCGAAGAACGCAAGAUUUCUCCCACCUUUGGGGUGGCCUAUCCAUUCUUGGACAUCUCGAACACUGUCACCAAGAUGCCCGUGGUGGACUACAGGUCUAUCCAAAGCUGCUUUUGA
This is a messenger RNA of Mytilinidion resinicola, 1254 nucleotides long. RefSeq lists its product as uncharacterized. Bases 1 to 1254 code for a protein of 417 amino acids. Lineage: Eukaryota; Fungi; Ascomycota; Dothideomycetes; Mytilinidiales; Mytilinidiaceae. The record is from RefSeq and is a predicted model, not a curated record. The transcript is spliced from 3 exons.